Indicator indicator is the source of this 1386-nucleotide messenger RNA. It is a transcript of the gene ASB10, whose product is annotated as ankyrin repeat and SOCS box containing 10. The record is from RefSeq and is a predicted model, not a curated record. Gene Ontology annotation, cellular component: synapse; membrane; axon initial segment. The transcript is spliced from 5 exons. Lineage: Eukaryota; Metazoa; Chordata; Aves; Piciformes; Indicatoridae. Bases 1 to 1386 code for a protein of 461 amino acids. Gene Ontology annotation, biological process: intracellular signal transduction; neuronal action potential; negative regulation of delayed rectifier potassium channel activity. Gene Ontology annotation, molecular function: transmembrane transporter binding.
AUGGACUGCUCCUUCCCCUUCAGUCCUGCCACACGGCGCUCACUGCAGCUGGACGAGGAGCAGGGGGAUCACUGGAAGCGCUCUCAGCGUGUGAGGCCCUGGUGCCACCGUGGUGGGCACAGCUUGAGCAGUGUGGGCCAGGGAUGCCAGGACAGCCGCUUGGAGCCACUGGAGUGUCGGGACCUGCUGGUCCAGAAUGCACUCUUCACUGGGGACCUGGAGAUGGUGCAGAAGUUCUUCCCCAAGAAUGCAGCCAUCAACCUCGUCAUUGAGGCCAGGGGCGAGGAGCUGCGCUGGACUUGCAGGAAGCUCGGGCUCUGGUCGCUGAGCUACGAGCAGGAGCUGACCACGCCGCUGCACAUCACGGCCAGCCGGGGCUACACCGCCUGCCUGCGGCUGCUGCUCCUCCGCGGCGCUGCCGUCGACUUCGCUCCCGGCGGCCGCACGGCGCUACAUGAAGCCUGCAGGGCCGCCCGCGCCGAGUGCCUGCAGCUGCUGCUCGGUUUCGGCGCCGACGCUCAGGCCGUCUCGGAGGAUGGAUACCAGCCCCUGCACCUCUGCAAAAGUCCAGACUCCAUCGAGUGUGUCCAGCAGCUGCUGCAGCAUGGUGCCUGUGUGAACAGCCGCACCGAGGAGGAAGGUGACACAGCGCUGCAUAUAGCAGCCCGGCAUGGCUUAACAGAGCACGUCCGGCUGCUCCUGCGCCACGGGGCAGAGCUGGAGGCAGAGAACCAGGAGGGGCAGACACCGCUGAACGCUGCCUGUGCUCAGCCCCAUCAGCCCCAGGACAUGGGCCGUUACUACCAGGUCUGCCAGCUGCUGGUAGAGAGCGGUGCCAGCAUCAAUGCUGCAGACAAGGACCGUCAGCACCCGCUCCACCUGGCCUGCAAGAACUCCAAUGCUCAAGUCGUGGAGUUACUGCUGGCUGAGGGUGCAAAUGUCAAUGUCAUGAACUACAGCGGGAACAUGGCUCUGCACAAUGUCCUGCAAACAGCACCCUACAAGCUGGAGCACCAUCCAGAGCUCGUGGUGCAAGCCUUGCUCAACCAUGGCGCUGUCCGUGUCUGGCCUGGCUCCCUCCUCAAGGUGCUGCGGCACUGCCAUAGCUGCCCGCGUGUCAUGGAGGCCCUGAUGAACAGCUACGAGCAUGUGCGCGUCUCUGAGGACUGGGUGGAAGCGGUGCCAGAUGAAGUUGUGCAGAAAUACCCACGUUUCUACCAGUCACUGUUCUCCCUGGAGCACAGACCUCGCUCUCUGCAGCACCUGGCUCGCUGCACACUCAGGACCUUCCUGGAGGGCCGUUUGCUUCUGGUCCUUCCUCAGCUGCACCUGCCAAAGGCCUUGCACCAGUUCCUGCUGCUCGGCUUUGAGGAUAUUCUCUACUAA